Solanum stenotomum is the source of this 997-nucleotide messenger RNA. RefSeq names its product peroxidase N-like. Gene Ontology annotation, biological process: response to oxidative stress; hydrogen peroxide catabolic process. Gene Ontology annotation, molecular function: peroxidase activity; heme binding. Lineage: Eukaryota; Viridiplantae; Streptophyta; Magnoliopsida; Solanales; Solanaceae. The transcript is spliced from 4 exons. The record is from RefSeq and is a predicted model, not a curated record. Bases 1 to 996 code for a protein of 331 amino acids.
AUGAAGAUUAGACCUUGUAAUUUUAUUUUAUAUUUCCAAAUUGUGAUUUUCUUGGUGUUAUUUGUAGGUGUGAAUUCUCAAUUAACACCAAAUUUUUACUUAAAAACAUGUCCAAAUCUUCUUAGAGUUGUUCGUAAAGAAGUUCAAAGUGCAAUCAAGAAUGAAAUAAGAAUGGCUGUUUCUUUGCUCCGUCUUCACUUCCACGAUUGCUUUGUCAAUGGUUGUGAUGCAUCAUUGUUGUUGGAUGGAAAUAGUUGUACAAGUGAGAAGUUUACUCCAGGAAAUUUGAACUCAGCAAGAGGAUAUGAAGUGAUAGACAAUAUAAAAACUGUUGUUGAGAAUACAUGUAGUGGAGUUGUUUCUUGUGCAGAUAUAUUAGCUAUAGCUGCAAGAGAUUCAGUGUUACUGAGUGGAGGGCCAUUUUGGAAGGUGUUAUUAGGGAGAAGAGAUGGAUUAGCUGCUAAUUUUUCUGGAUCAAGUAAUGGACUUCCAGCACCAUUUGAUCAUCUUAAUACAAUUAUUUCUAAAUUCCAGGAUGUUGGAUUAAACUUAACAGAUGUUGUGAGCCUAUCAGGUGCACAUACAAUUGGAUUAGCAAGGUGUACAACAUUUGACAAUAGAUUAAGAAACUUCAAUGGGACAAGUUCACCAGACACAACAUUAGACACAACCUUAGUAAGUGAACUUCAAAAUUUGUGUCCAUCCACAAGUGAUGGAAACAACACAACCCCACUUGAUAGAAAUUCCACAAAUUUAUUUGACAAUCAUUAUUUCAAGAAUUUGAUUAAUGGAAGAGGACUUCUUGAAUCAGACCAAAUCUUGUUCUCUAGUGAUGAUGCUAUAACAACAACAACAAAAACCCUAGUUGAGACAUAUAGUAAUAGCUCUAAGUUUUUCUUCAAUGACUUUGUUAAUUCCAUGAUUAAGAUGGGAAAUAUUAGUCCUUUGACUGGAUCGAACGGUCAAAUCAGGACGAACUGUAGGGUUGUUAAUUAAU